Drosophila ananassae is the source of this 2980-nucleotide messenger RNA. RefSeq names its product HBS1-like protein (gene HBS1). Gene Ontology annotation, biological process: translation. Gene Ontology annotation, molecular function: GTP binding; GTPase activity. The record is from RefSeq and is a predicted model, not a curated record. The transcript is spliced from 2 exons. Bases 200 to 2197 code for a protein of 665 amino acids. NCBI's taxonomy places the organism in Eukaryota, Metazoa, Arthropoda, Insecta, Diptera, Drosophilidae.
UAAAAGUCUACACUCGAGUUGGGCGACGUUAAUUAUUGUUUCAACUCCCCUUAAAUAUUCUGUACUACGCCCCUGCGUUAAUACCAAAAGUCAUAAAGAGAUAGAGAGGCAACGGGCACACUAGCACGCUCUUGUAUUAUUUUCCUCGAUGAGAUUCUGACUUUAUUUUCCGUAAAUUGCAAAUACAAAUUCUGUCACGAUGUCGCGCCACCGGAUAGUGCGCACGAUGGACUACAACGACGAGUACGAUGGCUACGACGACGUCUACGGCCACUCGGUGGAGGAUGAGCACUGCAUUUCCCCCACGGAUGCCCAGCAGUGGCUCUACGAUCGAGCCCGUGGCCAACAAAGCAUCUCGGCGUUCCUGAGCAAGAACAAGAACAUCGAGGAGGAGGACCCCGACGAGGAGGACGAGGACGCUUCUUUUGAAAAGGCGCGGCGCGACUCUGAAAGCUUCCAGAUGCCGCAGCUGGACGAGAUCGAGCAGGCCAAGCUGAGUUCCUGCGUGGAUGAGGUGCGCAGCGUAGUGGGGGAUGCUGUAUCCGAGCGCCGGAUAGUGGAGACGUCCAUGAAGUUUGACUACGACAUGCAGAAGAUCCUAGAUGAGAUUCUCAAUGAAGAAACCAAGAAGAAGCCGACUAAAAAGACACCAUCCACUCCCGUGCUACCUGUAAGUGCGGCCAAAUCUUCCAGCAAAUCGGCCCCCACGCCACCACCGAAAAUCAAUCUGAAGGAGCCUAGGCGGGGCUUUGAAAUUGCCUCUCCGAAAGUGCCCUCUUCGCCUGUGGUGUCUGGAAGGAAUACUCCGGUGGACGGAGACGACAUUUCCCGAACUCCUGCCAGUCUUUUCAAGGUCUCCAAGGAGCAAGCCCAACGAAACGCCCGCCAGCUUUACGAGAAGGAGCGGUCCGACCAGAAAAGCCACAUACACAUGAUCGUCAUCGGCCACGUGGAUGCUGGAAAGAGCACGCUGAUGGGCCAUCUCCUCUUCGACACUGGCAAUGUUUCCCAGCGCGUGAUGCACAAACACGAGCAGGAGUCCAAGAAGCUGGGCAAGCAGAGCUUCAUGUACGCCUGGGUUCUGGACGAGACGGGCGAGGAGAGGGCUCGAGGAAUCACGAUGGACGUGGGCCAGUCCCGAAUCGAAACAACUUCUAAGAUUGUGACCCUAUUGGACGCGCCUGGACACAAGGACUUUAUACCGAACAUGAUCUCCGGCGCAACGCAGGCGGAUGUGGCUCUCCUCGUCGUAGACGCCACGCGAGGUGAAUUUGAAUCGGGCUUCGAGCUCGGUGGGCAGACGAGAGAACAUGCUAUUUUGGUGCGAUCGUUGGGCGUCAACCAGCUGGGCGUAGUGAUCAACAAACUGGACACCGUGGGCUGGUCGCAAGAGCGCUUCACGGAGAUCGUCGCCAAGCUGAAAUCUUUCCUCAAGCAAGCUGGCUUUAAAGAAUCGGACGUGACUUUUACUCCAUGCUCAGGACUCACUGGAGAGAAUCUUACCAAGAAGGCUCAGGAAUCUGCCCUGACCAGCUGGUACAAUGGCCCACACCUACUGGAUGUUAUUGACAAUUUCAAGAUCCCCGAGCGUGCCAUUGAUAGACCACUGCGCAUGUCCGUCUCCGAUAUCUACAAGGGCACCGGAUCAGGAUUCUGCAUUUCUGGAAGGGUGGAAACUGGAGUACUUUGCCUGAACGAUAGAGUUUUGGUGGGAGCCAGCCGGGAGCAGGCUCAAGUAAAAUCCAUCACUAUGGACGAGUUUCCCCAUACGAGUGUGUUUGCGGGCGAUCAGGUUUCUGUGACUCUCGCCGGAGUGGACAUCAACAACGUCACCGUAGGCUGUAUCAUCUGUGAUCCACAAACACCUAUCCCUGUGACUCUUCGCUUCCAAGCCCGCAUCAUCGUUUUUAAUGUCAAGGUGCCGAUCACGAUGGGAUUCCCCGUGCUUCUGCACCACCAGUCCCUGAUAGAACCUGCUGUGGUGUGCAAACUGGCCGCUUUGAUUCACAAGAGCACGGGCGAGGUGGUGAAGAAGAAGCCGCGCGUUCUGGGAAACAACUCAUGCGCGUUGGUAGAACUGGAAACGACCCGGCCAAUCUGCAUCGAGCGCUAUGCUGACUUUAAGGAAUUGGGACGAAUCAUGCUGCGUGUGGCCGGCGUUACCAUCGCCGCUGGAAUGGUUACCAAGAUCCGUUAAGGUGCCAACCCGCUGAAGUUUUGUACGAAAUUUUAGUUAGUCUUUCACUCUGUUGUUUUGCUAAAUAUAGUUAUAUGAAUUGAUAAAAUCAAAGAAUUCCUGAACUCGAAUUUGAAUUAUCCACGUCUGGCGCCUGUUAGCUUUUUAGGGAUCUUGUGAUGGUCACACUCGUGCUAUCGAAAUUUUGGUAUUUUUUCCGCUCCUCUUUGGAAUUUGGUGUGGCCGUUUUAUGGUAUUUUGCAGCAAGCAAAAAAGUUGUCUAUUCGGCUGUGGGCGAAAAAAAUUGUCUAUUUGCCCCGGAAUCACGGAAUUAUCGCCGUUAUCAAUCAAAAGUACAGCGAAUCGCGAGCGGCGACAGGUGAGGGCCACAAAAAACAGCGCGCAACGGAUAUCGCAGCGAGUGGAAACGGAAAACAAAGGCAAGUGCAGCGCGUUUCCCACGGCCGCCUGGCAACUCUAUAAAUGAAUCAUAAGAGGGGCUGAUAGAGCGAGAAAAAGAAAAGAACAAAAAGAGGGAGUGCAUACCAGCAUACCAAAAGCGCAAGCCAAAAAAAGAACUAUAAGACCCAAAUUACAGUGUACAAACUAUACAGUGAACCUACUUUCUUCUUACAUCCACAGUGAGCCCUCGGUGCAAUCGAAGAGAGAUUUCAUUUAUCGCCGAAAGCAACAAUUGAACGCACGCACCUCGAAAGAGCGAGGGAGAGUCUCACGCUCUCACACCUACACACAAACACGCAACACAGCACACACACACACACACACACACACCACACACACACG